Messenger RNA from Prunus mume (Japanese apricot), 1479 nucleotides. RefSeq names its product 7-deoxyloganetin glucosyltransferase-like. NCBI's taxonomy places the organism in Eukaryota, Viridiplantae, Streptophyta, Magnoliopsida, Rosales, Rosaceae. The record is from RefSeq and is a predicted model, not a curated record. Gene Ontology annotation, molecular function: quercetin 3-O-glucosyltransferase activity; quercetin 7-O-glucosyltransferase activity.
ACUCACCUCAAUUUGUCUGACAACUUUCUUCUCUCUCUGGAUAUCUUAUCUGCAUAGACUUACUUGUGUGGAGGGGAAAAACGGAAAGCCAAAACAGGACACAUUGAAAAGUAGCUCAGUUUUGCUUUAUGAAUAAUCUGCAUUUGCAAGCACUGCAAUGCACACACAAAAGCUCAGAUGGAUUUCACAGAAGUAGCUACUAAGCCACAUGCUGUUUGCAUUCCAGGUCCUGCUCAAAGUCAUAUAAAGGCAGUGCUUAAAUUUGCAAAGCUCCUCCACCACAGUGGUUUUCAUAUAACCUUUGUCAACACAGAGUUCAAUCACAAGCGCUUUCUUAAAUCUCUAGGACCCAACUCCCUUGAUGGCUUGCCUGAUUUUCAAUUUGAAGCCAUCCCGGAUAGCCUUCCGGAUUCAGAUGAAGACGCCACACAAGAUGUCACCUUGCUUUGUGAAUCCAUCAGAAAACAAAAUUUCUUGGUUCCCUUUCUUGCCCUCCUUGCAAAACUCAACAAUGAUGCCAUAUCAACAUCCAGCAAUCCUCCUGUGACUUGCAUAGUUUCAGAUGGUUUCAUGUCCACAUUCACAAUCACAGCUGCUGAAGAAAUCGGAGUCCCUAUAGUACUGUUCUACACUAUAGCUGCCUGCAGCUUCAUGGGAAUUAAACAACUUCGCGCUGUGGUUGAAAAAGGACUUGCUCCACUCAAAGAUGAGAGCUGUUUAACAAAUGGCUAUCUGGAAACGGUAAUAGAUUGGAUCCCAGGAAUGAGAGAUAUCCGUUUGAGGGAUCUCCCGACCUUCUUGCGAACCACAAAUUCAGAUGAUAUCCUUGUGGAGUUUGGGUGGGGACUUGCAAAUAGCAGGCUUCCAUUCUUUUGGGUAAUUAGACCUGAUCUUGUUAUUGGAGAAUCCGCUAUUUUGCCGCCUGAGUUUGUGGCUGAAACAAAGGAAAGAAGUCUAAUAGCUGGGUGGUGCCCACAAGAGCAAGUCCUUAACCACCCCUCAGUUGGAGGAUUUUUAACUCACAGCGGUUGGAAUUCAACGGUUGAGAGCCUUACUGCAGGAGUUCCUAUGCUCUGUUGGCCAUUCUUCGGAGACCAGCAAAUGGACUGUCGCUAUACUUGCAAUGAAUGGGGCAUUGGCAUGGAGAUUAGUAAUGAUGUGAAGAGGGAUGAGGUAGAGAAGCUUGUCAAAGAGUUAAUGGAGGGUGAGAAGGGUAAGAAGAUGAAAAAUAAGGUCAUGGAGUGGAAGAAACUUGCAGAAGAAGCUACUGGUCCACAUGGUUCUUCAUCCACAAACUUAGACAAUUUAGUGAAUCAAGUGCUAUUGAGAAAAAGCUAAAGAUGUUACCAUAAGAAUAUUGAUGUCUUCCAAUGUGACUGCCAAUUGCAGAGAUUAUUAUACUGCCAAUGUUCUUUUUAGUCAUUAUACACAGCUCAUAAUACUUUCACACAAAAAUUUACCAAACACUCAACAACUUAC